This is a messenger RNA of Wallemia mellicola CBS 633.66, 523 nucleotides long. RefSeq names its product small nuclear ribonucleo protein SmF. The record is from RefSeq and is a predicted model, not a curated record. Gene Ontology annotation, molecular function: RNA binding. Gene Ontology annotation, biological process: mRNA splicing, via spliceosome; spliceosomal snRNP assembly. Lineage: Eukaryota; Fungi; Basidiomycota; Wallemiomycetes; Wallemiales; Wallemiaceae. The transcript has 5 exons. Gene Ontology annotation, cellular component: catalytic step 2 spliceosome; U1 snRNP. The coding region runs from base 150 to 422 and encodes 90 amino acids.
AGAGGAGAAAUUUAUUAUAUUCGAAAUAGUGAACUAUAAAUUGAAGGUAAAAUAACAGUAAAGUAGCUUUAUUUAGACUAUCUCGAAUAGCUCAAGAUGUGACAAAAAUAUUUCUAUCGUGACGACAACCAAGAGCUAUAAAUUGAAUAAUGAGUGUUCAGCCAGUCAAUCCACGCCCAUUCCUUAACGAUCUCACCGGUAAAGCUGUACAAGUGAGGCUCAAAUGGGGAUUGGAUUAUAAGGGAUAUCUCGUAUCAGUUGACAAUUACAUGAAUUUACAGCUGGCGAACACGGAAGAAUUCCAGAAUGACAAAUCAAAUGGUGCGUUAGGAGAGGUUUUCAUUCGUUGCAACAAUGUACUCUGGUUGAAACAAUCAGACGAUGUCCCAAAUCAAGCUAAAGAGGAAGAAAUGGAACAAUAGAACAAAAGACGUAAUCUACCCCUUAGUUUAUUUAGCUAUACACAUACAAAAGCCUGUAUCAGUCCAAUUAAUGUAUAAAGUUAUGACGCCGUUAUUUGCCU